This is a messenger RNA of Talaromyces marneffei, 597 nucleotides long. RefSeq lists its product as uncharacterized. Gene Ontology annotation, cellular component: cytoplasm. Gene Ontology annotation, biological process: protein folding. Lineage: Eukaryota; Fungi; Ascomycota; Eurotiomycetes; Eurotiales; Trichocomaceae. The record is from RefSeq and is a predicted model, not a curated record. Bases 1 to 597 code for a protein of 198 amino acids. The transcript is spliced from 3 exons.
AUGGACGACAUCGAAGAACCCACUGGCCCUACCCGCGAGGAGACUGCCCAGCGAGAACAAGAAGAGAAGGAGCGUAAGGCAAAGGAAGAGGCUGAACAGGCACUAUUACCCUACAAAUGGACACAGACUAUCGGCGAAGCAGAAGUCUCAAUCCCCGUGCCGGGUACAAUCAAGGGGAGGGAUUUGGAUGUUGUUCUCACAAAGACGAAGAUCAAGGUUGCUUUGAAAGGGCAGGCACCUAUUAUUGAGGGCGACUUCCCUCAUCCAAUCCAAGCAGAUGAUUCCACAUGGAUGCUUGAAACCACCCCCACAGGCAAACAAGUGACCAUCCACCUCGACAAAGUCAACAAGAUGGAAUGGUGGCCUCACAUCGUGACCAGCGCACCCAAAAUCGACAUCACAAAGAUCACGCCGGAGAAUUCAUCGCUGAGCGACUUGGAUGGUGAGACGAGGGCAAUGGUGGAGAAGAUGAUGUUUGAUCAGAGGCAGAAGGAGAUGGGGAAGCCGACGAGUGAUGAGCAGAGGAAGAUGGAUUUGUUUAAGAAGUUUCAGGAGGAACAUCCAGAAAUGGACUUUUCGAAUGCGAAGAUUGGUUGA